This is a messenger RNA of Juglans microcarpa x Juglans regia, 1002 nucleotides long. RefSeq lists its product as uncharacterized. Bases 1 to 1002 code for a protein of 333 amino acids. The transcript has a single exon. The record is from RefSeq and is a predicted model, not a curated record. NCBI's taxonomy places the organism in Eukaryota, Viridiplantae, Streptophyta, Magnoliopsida, Fagales, Juglandaceae.
AUGGAUAUAAAGCAAGAAGAAAUGCAAUUUCUUGGCUUCUUUGGUGUCUGCAGAGAAGCCUUCAAGAUCAUCAAUUCACAGAGGAAAAUCUUCAGCCAGAUCACCUUUGCCUUAGUCCUCCCUCUAUCUUUCAUCUUCUUGGCUCUAACGGAAGUCUCCAAGCUCCUCUCCUCAAAGAUCACCCACAGCAAGAUACUUUUGGUUGAAACCAAGGCAGGCACUCCUAGAUACCAAAGGCUCUCAGAUGUCCUCAUGUCCGAAGAGAUCACUUUAGGCCUCUUCAAAGUCGCGUACCAGUACAUCUUCUUUCUCAUCUUCUCUCUCCUCUGCACCUCCGGCGUGGUUUACACCAUCGCUUCCAUCUACACCGGCCGUGAAGUAACGUUCAAGAAGGUCAUGAGCGUUGUCCCUAAGGUUUGGAAACGACUUAUGCUCACCUUCCUAUGUAAUUUCGUCGCCGACAUUGCAUACCACAUAGUGGCUGCAUUGAUCAUUGUUGUGUGCGCAAGUUUCCUCAUUUUAAUCCACAACAAUAACUUUUUGGCUCUACUUUAUGUUCUUUUGAUAUUCUACUUGGUGGGUUGGGUAUACAUGAACAUCGUUUGGCAAUUAGCCAACGUUGUGACCGUGUUGGAAGACUCAAGUGGGUUUCAUGCCCUGAGAAAGAGCAGGGCACUGCUAAAGGGCAAGAUGUGGGUGGCCACGUUUAUGUUAUUUCUGCUCUGUCUCGGUCGUUUUGCUAUACAAACAUCAUUUCAGAUGCUUGUUGUGCGUGGUGGAUCAUUGGGCGUGGCGAGAAGGUUUGCCUUUGGGAUUAUCUGUCUGGUGUUACUUUUCAUGUCGCUCCUGCUCGGGCUUGUCGUUCGGACAGUGAUCUACUUCGUCUGCAAAUCCUACCACCAUGAAAAAAUCGACAAGUCGGCCAUCUCAGGUCACCUUGCAGGCUAUUAUAUUGGAGAAUAUGUUCCUUCGAAAUCCAAGGAUGCUCAGCUGGACCCUUGA